Messenger RNA from Brassica napus (rape), 1672 nucleotides. RefSeq names its product replication stress response regulator SDE2-like. The record is from RefSeq and is a predicted model, not a curated record. Gene Ontology annotation, molecular function: protein binding. NCBI's taxonomy places the organism in Eukaryota, Viridiplantae, Streptophyta, Magnoliopsida, Brassicales, Brassicaceae. Gene Ontology annotation, cellular component: nucleus. The coding region runs from base 240 to 1475 and encodes 411 amino acids. The transcript is spliced from 3 exons.
AAAUAUUUUAGUGUAUUUUGGAUACAUAGUAGAAAUUAAGAUCAUGUUUGCUACAAAUUCUCUAUUUUUUGGAUUUUGAAUCUUUUGGAUUCUAUCGGAUCCAUUUAAGGUUCGAGUUUCGUUAACCGGAAAUACCAUAAGUUCGGCUCGGUUUAUUGCCCAUCCCAAGAUUUUUACAUUUCGUUGUGAUUUCCACAAAAUCGAUUUUCUUCUUCUUCGAUCACUGAACUUUGCUAACAAUGGCGGAUCAGAGCCCUAAGCCGUUGCAGUUAUUCGUUAGGCUACUCAACGGAAAAUCGAUAACCGUAGCUUUCUCCUCUCCCUUAGCCUAUGGCGACCAGAUCAAGCAGCGGAUCUUCGACCACACUCACAUCCCGACGCAUCUCCAGCGGCUGAUCUGCGGAGGCUACCAGAUCUCCGACGAGUCCACCGUCUCUCAACCCGACGCCACCGUAAACCUCGUCCUCUCCCUCCGCGGAGGCAAAGGAGGAUUCGGCUCCUUGCUUCGAGGCGCAGCCACCAAGGCGGGGCAGAAGAAGACGAACAACUUCGACGCGUGUAGGGAUAUGAGCGGACGGAGGCUGAGGCACGUGAACGCGGAGAAGAGGCUCGAGGAGUGGAAGGAAGGUGAGGAGGAGAGGAAGCUUGAGAGGUUGGCUGAGGAGUUUCUUAAGAAGCAGGCGAGUAAAGUGAAGGAAGGUGUUGGGAAUGGAGCUACGCAGAAGUAUGUGAAGAGGUAUAGGGAGGAGUCUGAUAAGUGUAUUGAGGCUGUGGAUUUGGCUUUGAAAGAGUCUUUUAUGAGUGGGAAGAGGAAGGGGAAGAUUGGUGUAGAGUCUGAGAAGUCAAAGCGACUCAAGAUAUGGAAGGGAAAGAGAGCAGUUGAUGCUAGUGACAGUGAUGAAAGCAGCGACGACGAGGACGAGAAAGAGAAAAACAAUGGUAGCCAAGUUGAGAGCUCAGGCUCGGGUAUGGCUGGAGCACAUGAUGGUGAUUCUUCUGGUAAAGACGUUGUAGUAGUACAUCAAAGUUCAGAUGUACUUAAGGGAGAAACCACUGCUGGUGUUCAAGUGAUUAACGAAGGAAAAGUGGAUGAUUUACUUGUUGGUGCAAUGGUUCAGACUGAAAAGGAAGAUAAUUUAUAUAAAGACGCAGAAAAGAAUCUGGUGGAAGUAGCUUGUGAAACGGUUGUAGAUGUUAAGAAUCAAGGCAAUGAUUCUGAAGUUAAGCAAGAAGGAGUUGCUGGAGAAACAGAGACUGUUGAUGCAAUGUGUUGCAAACGUGUUGAACCACUUAACUUUGCUGACUUCAGUUCAGCAAAAGAUAUGGAGGUUAUGGGGAUGGAAAGACUAAAGACAGAGCUUCAGUCACAUGGACUGAAAUGCGGAGGGACACUGCAAGAGCGGGCUGCAAGGCUCUUCUUACUUAAGUCGACACCAUUAGAUAAGCUUCCAAAGAAGUUGCUGGCGAAGAAAUGAAGAGUAAAACUGGAGUGUAUCUCAAAGGCUUCUACUACUCUUUGAAGUUUCUAUGUUAAUUAUAGUAUUUGAUACACCACAACCCACAUGUGUAAUAAUAUAUCAGCUUUAAGCUCCAAGUGCUACACUCAGUAAUCCAACAACAUGCAAUAACUCUUUCAUUUUUUAAAGCAAUCUUUACUUAGAAGUUUAAUCAA